AUGGUCACGCCCGUUUACUGCAUUUUAUCGGGUAGCGCCGUACACUGUGUUUCUGUUGAUGCGUUCAGCUCCAAGGAACCGGAAAAAUUGGCGAGAAACCCCGAAGUUGACGUGCACAAGGACACGCCAGUACCACUGAACUCGUUGAGCCCAGCACUGUUGAACAUUAAAAACAGGAAUUUGCUAUUCACGCUCAACAACCCUUCACUUUCAGAUCUCGAGCUGGAAAACUAUAAUACGUCAGACCGCAGAACGUCUAAUGCACUGUCUUCAGAGGAGGAAAAGCCGGCGUCUGCGGUAUCCCUUCCUCGGUCCAAGCUCAUCCAGCCGGAUGACCUGUCAACCAACGAUACAGAAGAGUUCAAAAAUGGGACCACCACAUCUCGUCUUCGUAUAAAUUUGGAGACGCCCGCAUCAGAUGAUGAGGAACAGACUAACAACCUACAGUCAAUCCUUGACGAAUACAAGACGCACGCGGUGUACUUGCCCCAGUUUUCGGUGGACAUUCGAAAUAAUUUAGAUAGUGACUAUACGCAGAUCAAGCUGCUCUUGGCGAAGAUAUUUCCUGCUUGGUCGUCAGAUGAUACUAUCAAUAUCAAAAGGUUGACAGGGGGGAUCACCAAUAUGCUCUUAUCAUGUACGCACGAGCCCACCAACGAGACGCUUCUAAUGCGUGUCUACGGUCAAGGCACAAACUUAAUUAUUGAUCGUCAUCGUGAGUUUGUUUCCCACUUGGUGCUCAACUCUUUGCAUUUGGCUCCUCCAGUACAUGCUAGGUUUGCCAAUGGUCUUAUAUACGGCUUUUUGGAGGGCCGCUCGCUAGAUCCGGAGGAACUUGCGAAUCCGUUCUUGUAUCCUUUAAUAGCCCAACAGCUAGGCCAUUGGCAUAGCAAAGUGGACUGUGAUAGCAUCGAAGACGGGAUUGAAAAGCUACGAAAGUACACAGCUCGUAUGAAACAUCAACUUCUGCCUUCUCUUCGUCCGGUUACCCCUGUGAGCUCCAAACAGAAAAGGGAAAAGGGCGCAAAGAAAGCAAUAUCAAACAUUUGGGACCUUAUCGAAGACUGGAUUCUGGUUGUUCCUGCAAACGAUGCCCUCGUGAAGAUUUUCAAUGAGAAUUUGCCAGAUCAAGAGGUCAAUAUCGACAAUGUGCGCGACGUAAUCUACAAGGAGUUCAGAUGGAUGAAAUCAACACUUAAUAACGACACAAAAUCGCCCGUGGUGGUUUCCCAUUGCGAUCUUCUUUCGGGGAAUAUCAUUGUACCUGAGACUUCAGAAUUUAAGCAACGAAUUGAGUCCGGUGCCAAUGUCGCAUUGAAGCCAUUGCUGGAGAACCCUAUUCAAUUCAUUGACUACGAGUAUAUGCUUCCAGCGCCACGUGCUUUUGAUAUUGCCAAUCACUUUGCCGAAUGGCAGGGCUUCAACUGCGAUCGGUCAGCCAUUCCUGAGCCAACUCCUCUGAAUCCAGUUAUUGUGAAGUGGUGUCAGGCAUACCUAGACGAUGCCAAUGCUCUGGAAGAAGAGAUAAAUGGUCUUAUCAACGAAAUCGCAUAUUACUAUGGCAUGCCUGGCUUUUACUGGGGUAUUUGGUCCAUGAUCCAAAGUGAGCUUUCAACAAUUGACUUCAACUACGCAGAAUACAGUGGUCUACGAUUCGAAGAGUAUUGGGUUUGGAAAGCCAAGUAUCUUAGACGAAAAGUCUAG
Candidozyma auris is the source of this 1704-nucleotide messenger RNA. RefSeq lists its product as uncharacterized. Gene Ontology annotation, cellular component: cytoplasm. The record is from RefSeq and is a predicted model, not a curated record. NCBI's taxonomy places the organism in Eukaryota, Fungi, Ascomycota, Pichiomycetes, Serinales, Metschnikowiaceae. The transcript has a single exon. Bases 1 to 1704 code for a protein of 567 amino acids. Gene Ontology annotation, molecular function: ethanolamine kinase activity; choline kinase activity. Gene Ontology annotation, biological process: phosphatidylethanolamine biosynthetic process; phosphatidylcholine biosynthetic process.